UUUAUUUACUUUUUAAUUUAUCUUUUUAUUUUUUAAUCGUAUUAUACCUAGGAUUUUGUAAACUUUGCGAUUUGAAUAAAGUAGAUGAGUUCCACCUCCUGCUAGAGUGCAAAGCAUAUGAUUCAACAUGUUAUCCCUUCAGAGGGCAGCUGUCAGAUUUCCUACCCCUAGGCGACUUCAGCUUUAAUGAACUGUUUAAUUUUCUUAUGGGUGCUCAAGACUUAAAUAUUCUUAGAAUGGUUAUGCGUUUUGUAAAUAGAUGCUUCCAACAAAGGGAACAAACCCUCUCUUAAUACAUUGUACUCUUUUCAGUGUAUGUAUUUAAAUUCAUCGCCUGUAGAUUAUCAUUACACAUUUUAUAUAUAUCACUUUCUAAACUCAUUUAUUAGUAUUAUUAUACAUUUACCUAAUUGGGUCUAAAUGCGUUUCCACGUCCUGCAAAUUUACGUAUCUGUAGCUGGAGUUGUCUGUUUUACCUCUAUGAUUGUACUUCGGCCCUUUUUUAAACACGUAUUCAUCUAUAUCGCAUCAAAAUCAUGUAUAUUUAUUAAUUUACUUGUUUGUACUCUGCUAUAGUUAGAUGUACUGUCUUUGAUUGUACCUCAUUUGUGAAGGUGUAUCAAUAAAGAAUCCCUAGGGAUAUAGCAUACAUGUAUAUUUUCCUAGAUAUUUUACUGUAAAACUACAUCCUAUAAAAAUAUUCACUGAAAUAUCAAGUGAUGCAUUUUUUAAAUUCCAUGAGUAUAUAUUAUGGGCGUGCCUUGGUAUGUCCAUAUACAAACAUGGGCAUCGCAUGCAGGACAUUUCACAAGAAUGUAAUUCUACCACCCUCAUUUGCAUAUGAGAUCACGUGAGAUGCAAAAAGCUUCCCAGAGGUCAAUGUACAGUUUACUUCUGGAAGUCAUCGGACGCGAGUUUUUAGCUGUAAGAAAAUCUUCAUUCUGAUUUAUAUUUUGGACUAUAUUUUGGACUAUAUUACAAUAGAGAGAUAGCAAGCAACUUGCUACCAUCUCUGAUUACUUUGUUUUACUACCUUUCGAGCGGUAGAUUACGUUCCCACACGCUGUUCCAAUUCAGUGUUCGUGGUGAACAGCGGAGAACAGCUUUUAGACAAAGGGACCAUAAGUAGGUCACCGCCAUGGCUGAAUCUACAUCAGCAACUGAUGUGGUCAGUUCAAUAAUAGAGGACAUGGAUAAGACGCGCUCAAGAAGCGACAGCAAAUUAGAGAAAGCGAGCGGCAGUAAAUCUGCCAGUGGAAAGAGGGAUGGCGGCAAGAAGCAGAAAGAGAAAGAUCGCCAAACACCACUGCUCGCUACUGGUACGGCAAAGAUGGGGACGACCACUAGGUCCCAAGACAGGGCCGUCUCCGAUACUGGAGCAACAAAACCUAAAGAGGUUAUUUUUUCUCUUAAAGAGCUUGAGAGCUCAGGCCCCGCCUCAGAUGAGGUCGGUUACAGCGGUGGUUCACACAAAGAUGGCGCCGAAAAUACAUGUCAGACGCGGGAGUUACAGGCGCAGAUAGACACGCUGACAAAAGCGGUGUCCACAAUUUUGCCAGUGGUGCAAAGAAUAAGUGCAAACAUGGGUGCACAUGAUUCCUCGGAUGAGGAUGAUAAUAUACACGUCGAAGAUGAAGACGAUCUCGACGAGUCACGUGACCACACAACAGCGGGAAAUGAAGCCACAGCUGGCAACGACGACUUGCUGGCUCUGCUCUCACAGUCGCUUAAAACGAAAGAAGCAUGCGGCCCGGCUGUAGACGCGGAAUUGGCAGAGAAAAUCGACACUAUGAUGUCAACUGGUAUUUCUGACCAGCGGCUGACCGAAGUGAAGGAAAAAUACUUAAGACCGGAUAACUGCCAGUAUUUGGUUGUGCCGCAGUGUCAGCGCGAGGUUUGGACUGGCGCAGGUGAGAUCCUACGUAACCGAGAUUUGAAAUUACAGAGAGUGCAGGGGCCUCUCGUGAAAGGCAUGACAUGCCUUACUGAAGUAAUGAACAGCCUCAUGGGAGCAGUGAGGGAUAAAAAUGACAUGCCAUCUGGACGAGAAUUGUUAGAGAAGCUCUCGGACUGUUUAUGCCUGCUAGCAGGCUCCAAUGCCGAAAUUAACUUGCGUCGGAAAGACGUAUGGAAAACAGAAAUGCCGGACAACACCAAGGGUCUCUGUGCAGCCUCCAGGCCUGUCACGAAUUUCCUUUUUGGUUCUGAUUUGUCAACCGCAGUGAAAGAAUUAACAGAAACACAUAAAAUGACAACCCAAUUCAAGAGAUUUACUCCCUCUUUCAAAAGGUUCAGUCCUUACAAUAAGCCCCAUGCCAACAGACAGGGAAAGCUGACGUCACACCACCAGAGCCAGAGGCCUUUUUUAGGGCACAGAGGCAAGAGCUCGCAGAAGCAGAGCGGCAAGUCAGGCAGUUGGAGUUAUGGCAAACAAGGCCGCAAGCCACCCAACACCAAGGGUCAGAGUCACAACUGGUACUAGGGCCAGUAUUCACAUCGUGUUAUUCCAGUUGUGUUAAAGAAGAUCAGAGAGGAAAGAGCAGAGGCUAUACUGGUGGUGCCACAAUGGCCAACACAAGUGUG
Molecule: messenger RNA, 2583 nt
Organism: Lingula anatina
Lineage: Eukaryota; Metazoa; Brachiopoda; Lingulata; Lingulida; Lingulidae
Source: RefSeq, a predicted model, not a curated record